Molecule: messenger RNA, 927 nt
Organism: Zophobas morio
Lineage: Eukaryota; Metazoa; Arthropoda; Insecta; Coleoptera; Tenebrionidae
Gene: Gadd45
Exons: 3
Coding region: 188-655 (155 amino acids)
Biological process (GO): regulation of cell cycle
Cellular component (GO): nucleus; cytoplasm
Source: RefSeq, a predicted model, not a curated record
CGCAACGUGGUUUACGUCACUGUGCGACUAAACGACGAGGAGUGAGGUACGAAUUGAGGACAGAGAGUGGCUAGUGCUAUUACACAAUAUUUUGUAAAGUGAUUUGUGAUUGUGCCAUUGGGAUUACAUUGCGCUUACAGCGAAAGUGAAGUUCAACAUACGCCACAAACACAACACCGACAUCAACAUGUGCAUCUUAAAGUUCAAGAACAGCGACAAGUGCAAAAUGAUCAACAGAAGUAAACUUGGCAAUGCGCUUCAGGGCGUCCUAACCCAGGCCAAAGCCGAACGUCGGCUGGUCUGCGGUCUUCUCCCUGCCAUCGCCCGUCUGGAAAAAGCUUCCGACGACGUUCUUCUGUGCGUGCUCCCCUUGACCAGACCCGGGGACGCCGCUACCCACAUGCAGACGGUCCUGCUUCAGGCCUUCUGCUACGAGAACUACAUUCCUGUGAUCCAGGUGGACAGCAGCGAGAAAUUGGCGGAAUAUUGCGGUCUGGGGUCGAAAGUGGACUGUCCUUGCGCCAUUAUCGUUAAGGAUGUGAAUGUAGAAGGAAAACCGGAGCCGCCGCUGUCGCCCUCGGAGCAGGAGUUAGCGGAUUUCUAUGAAUGUACGCUAGAGGAGUUUCCGAGACCCAUUGUAGAGUUGCCUAGAUGAAGUUUUUAUUGGACUUGAAGUGAUUGAGCACUAAUGAGAUUUAAUGAAAUGUGUUGUUUGCAGCCCGAAAGGUUGCUGCUGCGGCGGAGUGCCGCAUGUGAAUUAGCGUUAAUUUACAAUAAUUGUGUGAUUAUUACUAUAAUUUGCGCAUAAUUGUUCAUGCCGUUGAGAUUUGGAGGUGUGACAUUGGGUCUUGUGAUUAGCGAGUUUAUUUGAUUAUUGUGUUAUACAUAUUUAUCAGAUAAUCAAUAAAUGAUGAUAUUGAUAAAUAA